AUGCACGAGGAGUCUACGGUGGAAACACCGAGAUGUUACCGGUACACCUCCAACCAACAGAACAUCAGACUCAAGAAAACCAAGUUUCGUCGUAUUCUUCAGGAUCUCAAAGCUCAAGCCCCCAAUGUUAUUGCUGCAGAACAUGAAAUUUCCCAAACGUCGGAACGAUCCAAUAACAUCACAGACUUUGCCUUUCAUACUUCAGUCAAAGCAGCCAACUCCUCUAUCCUCUCUUCUUUUUAUACUAACACCGUAAGUCGUACCACCCAGAAACCUUUGUUCCGCAAGCUUCGUCUCUCCUCAUACAUCAACAAACGUAAAGCCAACGAACGUCUAGCCAAAUAUAUUCGUGCUAAGUUUGGCCAAGAUUGUGUCUUGACACUGUCUGAGAUGCUUCCAGCCGUCCCUUCAGACCGUCAAGUAAGUCCUCAACCUGAGCCCAUAUCACCGCGCCCAAAUACCAAUUGUGACACGCCAUGGUCUCCUAAGGCAAAUUCUACAACCACUCCAUUUUUAUCAUCAUUUAUUCUGACAAGUACUUUUAGAUAUACAAAUCUAAACUGUUUAAAGAAGACGGAUGGGUCAGAGGAUAGGAAUCGUUUGUGGAAUCGGGAGCUUACUGCAGUCUUGAACUUCUGGCAUAUACUUAACCGACUGAGAUAUAAUAGCAUUAUACCUGAAAAGUUCACCCGCGUUAUUCAGAUUGGACGUAUUAGAAGAUCUUCAGGAGGGUCGUCGUUUGAGACAAAGACUGACUAG
This is a messenger RNA of Phycomyces blakesleeanus NRRL 1555(-), 759 nucleotides long. RefSeq lists its product as hypothetical. Bases 1 to 759 code for a protein of 252 amino acids. The record is from RefSeq and is a predicted model, not a curated record. Lineage: Eukaryota; Fungi; Mucoromycota; Mucoromycetes; Mucorales; Phycomycetaceae. The transcript has 2 exons.